Drosophila obscura is the source of this 1762-nucleotide messenger RNA. Its product is annotated as nucleoside diphosphate-linked moiety X motif 19. Bases 37 to 1122 code for a protein of 361 amino acids. Lineage: Eukaryota; Metazoa; Arthropoda; Insecta; Diptera; Drosophilidae. The transcript has 6 exons. The record is from RefSeq and is a predicted model, not a curated record. Gene Ontology annotation, molecular function: hydrolase activity, acting on acid anhydrides, in phosphorus-containing anhydrides. Gene Ontology annotation, cellular component: mitochondrion.
AAAUAUUGCAUUCAAUUGUUUAAUUUAAUUAUUGUAAUGUCUCCUUCAACCAAGGAGGUUACUACCAAGUGGCGCACCUCGGCCAGUGUUAUCCUAAUCUCCAAAGAAGCCAACAAGCACCAAGAUUAUAAUCUAUUGAUGCUCAAGCGCAGCGAUCCCACAGCGAUCGUUACGAAUCAAACUGUCUUCCCCGGUGGCCUGCUGGACAAGGCCGAUGAAGACGUUUCCUGGCUGCAGUAUUUCGAGGAGUUCGGUGUGCCACAGGAGGCCCUGAGGCGCCUGGUGCUGAUCCGCGAUGACAGGCCAGCCAUACUGGCGCCCCAUACGGGCUGCUAUGACCGCUUCUUCAAGCGCUCGCACAUUUGGUCGCGGGAGAUUACAUUGCGACUGACUGCUUUGAGGGAGUGCUUUGAAGAGGUUGGAAUUCUCCUGUGUCGCAGCAAAAAUGAACUGGACUUCGGUAAUGUUGCCUUGCCAAAGGAGCUGCCCGAUCGCGAGGCUUGGCAGCGACGAGUGCACAACAAGCCCAGCGAGUUCCUGAACCUGUGUCUGGAGCUGAAGGUGGUUCCUGAUUUGUGGGCCCUACACGAAUGGUCGGCCUGGGCCAGUCCUCCCAUCGUUCGCAAAGGCUAUGAGACUGUCUUCUUCAUAGCCUUUGUGGACACACGACCCAGCCUGCUUGAUGAGCCGUCUGAGGUCAAGGAGUCUUUGUGGUUAACUCCUAUGGAGUUUCUGCGACUGAACAAACUGGGGGAUCUCUGGUUUCUGCCUCCUCAAUUCUAUGAGUUGUCGCGACUUGCCGGAGUUGGAGUUUACGAAUCGCUUCUGGGGUUUGCCACAAAACGCAGCAGGAUGGGUACCACCAUGUUCAUGCCUUUGGUCUAUGCUUGCGAGGGAUCUAUGGUCUAUGUCUUGCCAGGCGAUGACUACUACUUGCCAGAGCCGCAACAUGUUGACGAGAUCAUCAGUUUUCCGGGCUCCGUCGAUGAGUUUGGGGCGCGCUCGAAGCACUUGCAUCGGUACACCUUUGGGGCCUUAGUUCAGAAUCUGGAAAUUAACAUUCCCCCACCAAAUGGCCACUUGAGACCGCAGAGGGUCGUGAACGAGCGUCAAAAGCUUUAGUCACAUUCCAUAGGCAGAUCCUGCUGGGCUGCUGCCCAUCGAGGACAGUGACCUCCCACCCCAGUGACCUGACCCCAUCUGCUUAGCUCUGAUAAGAUACUUAAUGUGACCUUUUAAACGGCGGGGCCUCAAAUCGUUAUGAAAUUAUUCUAAGCGGAUUUGGCUGGGCAUCAAAAUAUCAAGACCCUGCUCUGGACGGCGUUAAUUAUAAUUUUAUAGGCGACACUUUAAUUAAAAAACUGUAGUUUCGGUUCAAGUCUGCCAUAAGUUAGCUUAGGAUUGAAGCCCUGUCCUCUGAGAGGGGGAUGCGCACAUCAAAAGCGCAACUCUAUGCAUAUUCAUGCCCCCCACACCCCCUGGCAACCGCAAAUCAAAACGGGAGUGGAAGAGCAGACAGAGCACAUGAUUUCAUCCCAUUAGGAAUGCAUUUAAAUCACUUUGUGUUUUCCUCCCCCCAAUCAGUGGUUGUUGCGCCACCUGCCGUGUGACUUUGUGCGCUUUACAGCCUUGUCCUGCUCUGAUCCCCCAGGCACAGAAAGGCAGGCCGUUUAAAAAUCAAAAACUGAACGAGCUGUUCCCCGCUUCUGUUUGCUUCGUGCCUGCUCGACUGUUUAUUAUGCAUUGUAAAGGACCAACCCUC